AUGUUCUCUCAGCAUCUACGUCUCAGUAUGAACGAUUAUAAUUCAUUGUUAAAUACGCUCGGAAAUUACAAAGAAAUUAAUAACAACGACGACGAAAGCUUCUAUGAUAAUUUGUACUACGUGCUCGGAUGUGUUCCAGAAAGUACGCCAGAACAAAUAUCGACAGAAUACAAGAAACGUGUUUUAACUUGUCAUCCGGAUAGGCUUAAACUCAAUGAAGACAAAUCAGCAGAAUUUCACAAAUUGCUAACAGCGUACAAAAUCCUGAGCGAUCCAACCGAGCGCGUGCAGUAUGAUAAAUGGCGUAAUUCCUCAAUUAAAGUCCCAUAUUUGAUGUGGAAAGGUCUUGGGGCACACGCGCAGGCGGUCCAUUGGCGAGUACCUCGUGAGCAUUUGGCAAUUGAUAAUGAGUGUCACGCUUAUAAAGAGGGCAGUCUCAAUCAGAGGAUCGUAACGUCCACCCCAAUGACAGCAGUGUAUGAAAAGCCGGAAGCAUCGUUUUGGAAAAACUCUGAUACUGACGAUCUUUAUGAAAAGUUUAGAAAUUAUGAAAUCUAA
Molecule: messenger RNA, 558 nt
Organism: Paraglomus occultum
Lineage: Eukaryota; Fungi; Glomeromycota; Glomeromycetes; Paraglomerales; Paraglomeraceae
Source: the annotation of a GenBank genome assembly